GGCCGAACCUGAUGCCGCCAGAUCUCCAUCCGGAAAAACAGAUGAGAUGAUGAAGCCUCAAAGAAGUUAGGUGAUUUCCCCAAGGCUACAAAACUCAUAAGUUGUGUAGCUGGAAUUUGGACAGUUCUGUAUGAUGCCCAAACUUUGCCUUUAUCUUCAGGACUCAAGUGUGGUCCACACACUGGCAGCACCAGCAUCUGCAAGCUAUUGGAAUCUUGGGUCCUACCCAGAUCUACUGGAUCAAAAUCUACAGUUUAACAAGAUCAGCAAGUAAUCUGCCUUCGUGUUAAAGUUUGAGAAGCACUGUUAUGCAUACAGUACUAUUCUCCACAAAAUGGUGUUGGGAGCCAGGAGCACACAUUCUCUUUACACCUGGGGAGUGUGAAGUCAUGUGUAAGUGCUGCUGCUUGUGGAGUGCCCGUGGAGCCCAGGAGAGCUGCCUCUGCUGGAGGCAUCACCAAAAGCAGAAAAGAAAAAAUGGCUCUCCCUUCCAUCUUCCAAACUCUUCCCAUCCUCCUCUCCCAUUGACAGAAGCUAACAGGAAACUGGAUGAGAAGAGUGUUGACUUUCUAGGUUUCUAGCUCUUCAUGAUCAGAAGGGGAAUAAGGAAAGGCAUUUAUGGAGCUGAAGGCCAAUGGACAAGUAACUGGCCCAACUGUCUAAUAUAUCACUCUUGGCAAAGGAAAAUACGUAUUGUUCCAUAAAGACUUGGAGUUGGACAAUGGGUGCAUAUCAAUAAAAAGGCAUUAUCUCUUCCUGCUGCCUGAAGACCCUGGAUUAUUCUUCUUGUACUAAAGUGAUGACUGUCUACAAUGCCUGCACCAGGAGGAUAUUAUUCUACAAAUAAGGGCCCAGCGUGACAUUUAUGAGAAAGCCAGGGUCCUUCUGUGCAAAACUGAUUGGUGCUCAGCCAAUGGGCUCCAGGGCGUUGCAAAUAAAACCACCUUCUCCACCGGGCCCGUUCAGAUGCAGGAUAGUGUGUUGCUUCUGCCUGUGGAACUUUAGGAAAUGCUCAACUCCUGUCCUAGCAAAAUACAUCUGUGGCCAGCUAAGUGAAACCAGCUUUGAAGAUGAAACACCUUCUUCCUCAAUUCCCUUCCAUCUUGGCCAUCUAUUGCUUCUGCAUGCUACAGAUUCCCUCUUCAGGAUCUCCUCGACCUCUAGCUGAUCCCCCAGAUGGCUUGGAUAUCAUGCAGCUUGAGCGACUGGCAUAUUGGGCCAAUCUUUCUAAGCAACCUAAGGAUAAUCAAGACAUAUACAAAAGGUUUUUAUUUCACUACUCCAGAACUCAGGAGCCGACACAUCCAGUUAAAAGUGGGUUCCCUCCUGUGCACCCCUUGAUGCGCCUGGCCGCGCAGCUCGCCAACCGCAGGAUGAGAAGAUUUCUGCAACCUCCGGAUUCGAGGACUGCUGCAGUGGAUUUCACCAAGAAGGAUCACACUGCCACCUGGGGACGACCAUUUUUCCUUUUCAGGCCAAGGAAUGGAAGAAACACUGAAGAUAACACCCUGUAGGGAAGUCCAAGAGUUCUGUGGCAAAGAGAAACUGGAUCAGAUAAAGAAAUCGAGCAAUUAUCUUGAACAAAUGUCAACUUUCUUUCUGUGAACAAUAAAAGAUAAUUCUCUUGC
This is a messenger RNA of Nyctereutes procyonoides (raccoon dog), 1628 nucleotides long. RefSeq names its product neuromedin S (gene NMS). The record is from RefSeq and is a predicted model, not a curated record. The transcript has 14 exons. The coding region runs from base 1071 to 1514 and encodes 147 amino acids. NCBI's taxonomy places the organism in Eukaryota, Metazoa, Chordata, Mammalia, Carnivora, Canidae.